This is a messenger RNA of Coprinopsis cinerea okayama7#130, 624 nucleotides long. RefSeq lists its product as hypothetical. Gene Ontology annotation, molecular function: serine-type endopeptidase inhibitor activity. The transcript is spliced from 3 exons. Bases 46 to 498 code for a protein of 150 amino acids. The record is from RefSeq and is a predicted model, not a curated record. Lineage: Eukaryota; Fungi; Basidiomycota; Agaricomycetes; Agaricales; Psathyrellaceae.
AUUACCACUUCACUUUCCGCACCUUUCCAGAACCACCAUCCAACCAUGUCUAUCCCAUCCGGAACAUAUGAGAUCACCUCCAAGGAGAAUGAUCUCCACGUCGGCCGUCCACUCGCGGAGGAUCGCUCGUUGCUCCCAAAGCGCAUCGUUGUCUUGCCUAAAGAUGGUAGCAACUCUGACAUCUGUUGGGUCGUUGAGAAAACCGAUGGGGAUACAUACAUCCUCAAGUCCAGGGGCAGUCCAGUCGCGCCCCUGGAUGGGAAGCUCGUGGCCGAUCUCUUGGGCGAGUUGCAGGAUAACAAGUGGACAAUCACCGCCCAGCCUCAGCAUGGAGAGAACGUCUUCACGGUCGAGAAUGCCAGCAACACCGAGGAGGGCUGGGUCGUCCCUCAGGAUGCCGAGGAGUUGUCGCAAGUUGAAGUCAGGCCCUUGAUUGCGACGAGGAGUCUUCCCCCUCUGUACCCUCCUUCGGAGCUCUUCGUCUUCAAGCAGGUUUAAACUGAUUAGGACUAAUUGUCGGAAUGCAAUACCCCGAGGAUGACUGAACGUCUCAAAGAAAGCUUGUAUCGUGAAUGUAGCCCAUUUUUUGUAAAUCAAAUGUCCCACCUUCGAGUUUAUUCAACA